AUGAUCAACGAUGGCGAGACAAAACGAAAUACCUAUAAAGUUCGAACGAGUGUUCCAUUGAGAGAAAGCUCAAUUGUAUCCUCUGCAAAAGGAUCCGACUCAUCCGAGUCAGACAAAUCCAAGUCCGAGUUCGAGUCUGAGUCUAAGAAUGCAAGCCUGAUUGCGGCGGCCGCUCAUGCUGCUGUGCCCAAUUGGGCGAAUCUGAUCUUAAUGGCCUCACUCAUAUUUGGAGGAUGCUGUGCCAAUGUAUUCGCAUUAGAAGCCAUCAUCAAAGAACAACCAACAGCUGGACCACUGAUAACAUUCGCCCAAUUCAUCAUUUGUGCCCUUUUCACACUCCCGCAUUUCCUCUCCCUCUCCGCCGGACCUCGAUCCCUCUUCCUCAGUCCUCGCGCAAUCCCACUAAAAUCAUGGGUAAUUUACACCUCUUUCUUCAUAACGGUAAACAUGUUAAACAACUGGGCAUUCGCAUAUAAAAUCUCCGUGCCAUUACACAUCAUCCUGCGCUCUGGUGGCCCCGUCGCAUCGAUUAUAGUGGGAUACAUAUUCAACGGCAAAAGAUAUUCGCGCGGUCAGAUUAUCGCUGUCAUGAUGUUAACCGCUGGUGUUGUUGCUGCUGCGUUAGCCGAUGCGAAAGCAAAGGGAGGAAAUGUUGUUUCAUCUGAUUCAGAUUCCGCGGCUGUUAUGGAUACGACCAUUGGGUUUACUAUCCUAGCACUUGCUAUGAUCUUAUCUGCUUUUCAAGGGAUCUAUGCGGAUCAAUUGUAUGCAACCUAUGGACGAGAUCAUUGGAAAGAAGCCCUUUUCUACUCGCAUACUCUUUCUCUUCCUCUUUUCAUGACGAGUUGGUCUCAACUCUCCUCGCAGUGGAGUGUCGUUACUUCUUCUCCGUCUCUGCGUGAUACAUUCCCGGAUUUAUCAGGAAGUGACUACUUGCCUACUUUUACAAGCUCAAUUCUUGCGACUCUCGCUGCGAUGGUUCAGAAAAGUGAUCUGCAUGCUCUACUGGAUUUCAUUCCUAUUCAGGUUGCGUACUUAAUUAUGAAUGCCUUGACGCAGUACCUCUGUAUCAGAGGUGUGCACCUUCUCUCUGCGAAGUCCUCUUCGUUGACUGUGACUGUGGUACUCAAUAUCCGCAAGCUUGUCUCCCUCCUAUUGUCCAUCUAUCUCUUUGGGAAUUAUCUGGGUUCGGGGGUUUUGCUUGGUGCUGUGUUGGUCUUUCUCGGUGGAGGUUUGUAUGGAUUUGAAGGUGCAAGACUUCGAAAGAUGAGUAUGAAGAAGAAUCAAUGA
Messenger RNA from Penicillium malachiteum, 1290 nucleotides. RefSeq lists its product as uncharacterized. The transcript is spliced from 4 exons. Gene Ontology annotation, molecular function: UDP-N-acetylglucosamine transmembrane transporter activity. Lineage: Eukaryota; Fungi; Ascomycota; Eurotiomycetes; Eurotiales; Aspergillaceae. Gene Ontology annotation, biological process: transmembrane transport. The record is from RefSeq and is a predicted model, not a curated record. The coding region runs from base 1 to 1290 and encodes 429 amino acids. Gene Ontology annotation, cellular component: endoplasmic reticulum membrane; Golgi membrane.